CGUGUGGCGCUGCAAGCCGUUCGGACGUGUUCUUUUAUGCGAUCCCGGGCAUUGUUAGUUUUACGCCUUUUUGUCAAGUACUACGUGUAGUGCGGUGUCUGGUUAUAACCCAGUGCUUUUCUAUCUCUGCACGCGAAGUCUUUUAGCCAUUGUGUCGGUUUGUUUUGGGCAUUCCGGCCAAGCACGGGGCUCCAUCGCCCAGUGGCAAAUCAUAAUGCGAACGAAGAUAUGAUUUGCUUGAAUGAAGAACCCUCGACCUCGUGUGAGCGAGGGACCAAGAUCCUGCCCGGUGGAAAGAAGGGCAACAAACGUUCCUUUAGUGACACGGAGGCCUUUCUUGCCCCAUCAAAAGGUUUGCUCUCUCGCUCUGCCGACGCAAGUGACAACGACGUAGGCCUAUCAGAGGAAAUCUGCAACGACAAUCCAGGGCAAAGCUGUGACUGACGCCAUGGCUGCGGUUGUCAGUACCAAAUGGGGUGCUCAACCAGAAUCCAUGUUAUGCCUGUAUAGAGCUAUCUUUAGAGGUGCCAUCGAAUAUGGAAGUCUCAUAUUCCGGAUUAUUGGAAACAGAAGAGUUUUUCUCAAACUGGAGAGAUUACAAUACCGUGCCAUCAGACUUGCAUUGGGAUAUAGGAUGUCAACCCCGAUCAAUAUCAUGCUCGCGGAGGCCAAAGAGGUACCUUUGGAAACAAGAUUUAUCUACCUUUCCGACAAGUUUCUUUACAAAGCAUACUCGUCCAAGUUUAACCUUGUGACUCGCAGUCUGCGUCGGUUGGAGUCUCUCACCACUUCGGCGGCUACUCAGGAAAAGGCAAAAAGAACGAUACCCAUCUUUUCAAGAUUCAUCGCCACCAAACAUGCUCUAGAUUCCAUGCAUCGAUCAUCUUUUUUACCUGCCUUCUACUACGACUACCAUACAUCCAUUUACCGGAAGGAUUUUGAUUUCAGUAUGCCAAUUGGUCAAAAGGACUCAUCACCAAUGGAAGUUUUAGCCAAGUUUCAAGAGUAUUACGCGGAAGUUCCCUUAGAAACAACGGCAUUCUACACGGACGGCUCCAGAUCUGAUAAAUCAUCCAUGAUUCCAAGAGUGUUCUUGAGUCACUUGCUUCUGUGAACGACAAGCGUGGCAACUACAUUAUACAUCAAAUCAAGAACAAGCUCUGCCUUGCGGACUCGCGUAACGCCAACAUUACUCUCUGCUGGUUACCCGCCCACAAGGGCAUCGUUGGAAACGAGAAAGCUGACAGACUAGCUAAAUUCGCCGCUUCAAACGGUAGAAGGCCUCUCUUUGAAAUCCCUUACUCAGACCUCCAGGUCGAGGCCAGGGAACACCGGUCAACAUCCUUCAAGAAUUAUCUGGAGACUACAGCUUUCGUUAAAGGCGCUCAAUAUUCUAGUCUAUACUUAAACUAUUCUGAAAAACCCUGGUUCUACAAUAAAGGUCUGAAGAGGGAA
Messenger RNA from Wasmannia auropunctata (little fire ant), 1455 nucleotides. RefSeq lists its product as uncharacterized. Lineage: Eukaryota; Metazoa; Arthropoda; Insecta; Hymenoptera; Formicidae. Bases 449 to 1114 code for a protein of 221 amino acids. The record is from RefSeq and is a predicted model, not a curated record. The transcript has 4 exons.